UAUAACUUCAAGGGUGUGGUGAAUGAACGAGGUAAUGGCAUGUGUACCAGGCAAUAACCUUGAAAAUUCGAGUGUGUGUCCGCUACGAAUUAAACUUCACAUAACCAGCCAGUAUAUAGAUCAAUUCAAUAGUUAUGGAUUAUUCUAGUCUGGUCAGCAUGGAACAAUCAGUGAAACAAACGAUGCGAUUAGCAAAAGAUACGAUACAACAGAAUCCUUCAAAGUUUGUCGUUGUCUCGGUUUUAAAUCUUGUGAUACUUGGAUAUUUUUUGUAUAUUUACACGACAAGUUUCACCGCCGCGGUACCGAAAAUACAACACUUUAGCAGCAGGAAAAUAACUUUAAAUAGCAUUGAAAAAUCAAGAAAGAAAUGGAAUCAUACUUAUGGAAAAUGGUUAAAUUACUUACCAGAUUUUCAAACCGCCGUGAUAGCCAUUGACAAGAUUCCAUAUUUCCCUUCCGUGAACGAGACAACAUCACCCAAUAAUUCUUUUAUUACGAUACAAAAGAUGCCGUACUUCGUCGGUGACCUCUUAGAAGCCGUAAUUACGUCAAAGAAUUAUUGGAAUCAAACAAAACAGUACGGAGGUGAUCUCUUUCAAGUUAUUCUUUAUCGCAAGCCAGCUGAUGAUAUCCUAAUUCCCUGCAAAAUAACAGACAAUCAUAAUGGACUUUAUGACGUAACAUGCCCACUUGUCAGUGAAGGUGACUUCGAACUGAAAGCAAAACUGAGGUUUUCUAGCGAACUUUUAUAUUUAUUUAUGUUAAAUCAUCAAACUAAAAUGGGAGUUAAUAUAUACGUGACCAGCGAAUAUAUGAAUUCAAGCUCCCCAGCCGAGCAUUCAAGAUGCGCGGUAGGAUUUGAUGAGCCUGUGGACAACGAACUAUGCAAUUACACAAACCCCACCAACGGAGAGCCAUGGUUUUGUAUCAAGCCACCAUCAAGAGAAUGCAAUCCUAUAUCAUCUCAGCAAAAGAUUCAUUUGAAGGGAACAGACAUGAAAAAAGGAGAAAUUCCAUUGAAUUUCAUGAAAAAAUAUUAUAAAGAAACCAAUCAAUAUGGAGCUGAAAUAUCUCUAUCAGGAAUAAAAUUCAAAGUUUUGAAAAAAAUUAAGAAAAAGAAAAUUAAUUUUUUAUCAAAAGAAAAUUGUUACGAUACAUUCAAGAACACUAUGAAACAAGUCGAUCCACUUAUUUCUGGAUGGUUACAAAAUAAAAACUGGCAUUCAAUGCGGUGUGAAAACAUGCCCAUUGAACUAGAGGCCUUGUUCAAAUGUCUGGAAGGAUGCGAUGUUUAUUUCUUUGGAGAUUCAGUCAUACGUAAAUGGUAUAUUUGCUUCAAAAAACAUCAGUUUAAAGAGUAUCUUGGAAUUAAGAAUAGUUGGUCUAUAUCAAGAGAUGCGAUAUCAGAGCAUUUCAACGUUUCACUGCAUUAUAGGAGUCACGGACCUCCACUUCACAGCGAUGGACCGCCAACUGCAAGACCUUACAUUUCUGACUCUUUAGAUGCGAUAUCGGAAAAAGAGAAAUCUGUGGUCAUUAUUUCUCUCGGAGCACAUUAUUUUUCCACAAGUGCCGACAUAUUUUUAGAACGAAUACUUGUUAUUAAAAAAGCAAUACGGCGAUUGCUUGCUAGAUCCCCGAAAUCUAGAGUUUUUAUGAAAGGUAUUCACACAAUUGGAGGUGUUUCGACCCGAUGGCUAUUUUACCGCAUGGAACAAAUUUUAAAACAUGAAUUUCAGAAUGAAAAAGACGUUACCCUUUUAGACGUGUGGGAACUGUCUGUUUUAAUGAACAAUACAAAUAUUCAUCCGCACGACGACGUACUAUUUCAGCAGAUAGGGUUGUUUCAGUCAUAUUUGUGCAGAUAAGUUUUUUUUUCCCCGACCCUUGAAACCAAUAAUAAAAUUCCCCAUUACUAUACCAUUGCAACCUUUUUCAUGCAU
This is a messenger RNA of Styela clava, 1946 nucleotides long. RefSeq names its product NXPE family member 4-like. Lineage: Eukaryota; Metazoa; Chordata; Ascidiacea; Stolidobranchia; Styelidae. The record is from RefSeq and is a predicted model, not a curated record.